AUGCACAUAUCGCUGUCGCGUGCACAGAUCGCUGUCGCCACCUACGAGCGAAGCGAGCUCAGCCUCCCACCACAAGGUAGCCUUCCAUAUUUCAUCUUCAUCUUCAUCUUCAUCUUCAUCUUCAUCUUCAUCUUCACAUACACGCCCACGCCCCGCAAUAGACCGAUGCUUUCCUCAACCCUAGCCGCCCUCUCCCUCCUCCUCACCACCGCUCACUCCGCUCAACUGCCACCUGCGCCCAUCCCCCGUCGCGUCGACCAGUCCAUCAAUCCCCGUGCUGAAUACAUCGGCGGCUGGGCCUGGUCCACCUCCAACACCUGUACCGGCGCCUGGUCGCGGUCAUGCGACACCAGCAAUAACAGCUGCUGUCCCACCGGCGAGACCUGUUUCACGACCGGCUAUGGCGCAUACUGCUGUCCAACUGCCGUCGACUGCCUUAACAAACUCCAAACCCUACCCGCCUGCGCGGACCAGUCAAUGGAAAUGUAUCCCUGGCCCUGGCCUCCGCGCUACUUCUGCUGCUCCGCUGGCCUCAUCGCCGUAGUCCCCUUUUCCGGCUCCGGCGGGCUCUGCCUCCCAGCAGACCAGAACGUUCCCGCCUCCCAGAUCCUCACAGCUUCAGCACAAGUAGGCGUAGGCAUCUCACGAACGUCUGUCCCCGUCGUCAGCGCAACAAACCCCGCGAGAACCUCACGCACAGUAUCAAACUAUACACCCUCCACCCCCACCCCCACCUUCAGAUCCAGCAGUACAAGCUGCACCUCAAACCCCUGCCCCGCAGGAACCGACACAAAAUCCUCUUCCAACUCCAGUCAGACCCUCAGCAACUCGGCCAUCGGCGGCAUCGUUGGAGCCGUCGCGUUCCUUGCCCUCAUCAUCGGUUACUGUUGCCUCAAACGAAGCCGAAACAAGAGUAAGAUGAACGUCCCGCCAUACCCGACUAUUGCCCCGCUCCCGGCGAAGCCCAUGUACGUCAGCACCGGACAGCCUUACUACACCCCGCAACCCGCUCGCGGCACCGAGACAUCCAACACACCGGCUCCGCACGAGUCGGCAAACACCCAGAGUCUCGUCUCGGCUAGCGCGGUGCCUGUCAGUCCCCUCAGUUCGAGAGUAGCGUCGCCGCCACCAGCGUAUGGGGCGUCCCCUGCGGCGCAGUAUGGGGAGUUGCAUGGUCAGGCGUCCCCUACGGCGCAGCAUGGGGAGUUGGACGGCCAGGUGGUGGGGCCAGGGGAGCAGUGUGGGGAGUUGCACGGUCAGGCGGUGGGGCCAAUAGAGCUGGAUGGGGGCAGUGCGGUUGGGGCGAGGGGACAAGGGUGGGCGAGGACAGACGGGAGGGAGAGCGUCACUGGGAGACAGGAGAUGUGAGGUGAUGAUUGAAUUCGGGCAUUUACUGUGGUGGAAUGGGGCUCUAGAAGGCGUUAUUGGACUUGGGGGGGUGUUUGGCGGGAUAUAUCCAAUGGUUUUGGGCGUCAUAUUUGUUAAUAUUCCGUUGAAGUAGGGGAACAAGUGUAUACAUCCACUACAUAUUUAAAUUGUAUAUAAAAUUUACAUACACGCGUAC
Molecule: messenger RNA, 1564 nt
Organism: Pseudogymnoascus destructans
Lineage: Eukaryota; Fungi; Ascomycota; Leotiomycetes; Thelebolales; Thelebolaceae
Exons: 4
Coding region: 1-1368 (455 amino acids)
Source: RefSeq, a predicted model, not a curated record